AUGCAGAGAGAAGAAGUAUGAUUAUUAUAGCCUGCCGAAAACUUCCGUUGUGAUAGCUUUUUAUAAUGAGGCUUGGUCAACACUUCUGCGAACUGUUCAUAGUGUUCUUGAGACAUCUCCAGAUAUACUUUUGGAAGAAAUUAUCCUUGUAGAUGAUUACAGUGACAAAGACCAUUUAAAGGAGACUUUGGAAAACUACGUGGCUGGCUUACGCAAGGUGCGUCUUAUCCGUGCAAAUAAGCGAGAAGGGCUGGUUCGAGCCCGGCUGCUGGGGGCAUCUGUGGCAAAAGGAGACAUCCUGACGUUCCUGGACUGCCACUGCGAAUGCCACGAGGGCUGGCUGGAGCCGCUGCUGGCAAGGAUUGCAGAAGAAGAAUCGGCUGUCGUCUGCCCUGUUAUUGAUGUUAUUGACUGGAAUACAUUUGAGUAUUUGGGAAAUGCUGGUGAGCCUCAGAUUGGUGGAUUUGACUGGAGGCUGGUCUUCACCUGGCAUAGUACCCCUGAAAGAGAACAAAAGCGGAGGAAGUCCAAGACAGAUGUGAUCAGGUCUCCAACUAUGGCAGGGGGAUUGUUUUCUGUGAGCAAGAAGUAUUUUGAUUAUCUUGGUUCGUAUGACACAGGAAUGGAAGUCUGGGGAGGAGAAAACCUUGAAUUCUCAUUUAGGAUAUGGCAGUGUGGAGGAAGUCUUGAGAUCCACCCUUGCUCACAUGUAGGUCACGUUUUCCCCAAACAAGCUCCAUACUCACGGUCCAAAGCUUUGGCAAAUAGUGUGCGUGCAGCUGAAGUGUGGAUGGAUGAAUAUAAAGAACUUUAUUACCACCGAAACCCACAUGCUCGCCUGGAACCAUAUGGAGAUGUGACAGAAAGGAGACUCCUUCGAGAGAAGCUGAAAUGUAAGGACUUCAAAUGGUUCUUGGAGAACGUGUACCCAGAGCUUCAUGUACCUGAAGACAGACCAGGCUUCUUUGGAAUGCUGAAGAACGGAGGAAUGGCAGACUUGUGUUUUGAUUAUAACCCUACAAAUGAACAUCAAGUAACUGGACACAGGAUCAUACUGUACCCAUGUCAUGGCAUGGGACAAAAUCAGUUUUUCGAGUACACAUCCCAUAACGAAAUACGUUACAACACCCGACAGCCAGAAGUCUGUGCAGCAGUCGAUUCGGGGACUGACUACUUGACGAUGUACUUGUGUCAAGAAAAUGUCCAUAGUAUCCCUGAAAACCAGAAGUUUGUUUUCAGAGAGGAUGGUACCUUGUUUCAUCUACAAACUCAGAAGUGCGUACAAGCAGAGUCAAACGCUUACAAUGGUAACCCAGCACCAUUGUUACGACCAUGUACUGACUCGGACUACCAAAAAUGGUUCUUCAAAGAAAGAAGUUGAUCCAAAUGUCAUCUAGGAUAUAACUGAAUAUGAAAAUGUGCUCCUUCUACUCAGCAGUUAGUCAGCCUUUUGAAAAUCACAGAAGUGAUAUAUUUUUGUAUGGAAAGAACUGUAAUUAGUUUACAAGCCUUGGAUUUAGUUUUCUGGAGCAUUAAAAUGCACUAAGCAUUGAGAGCUAUGUAAAGUAAAAACAGUGGUUAUAUCAUGCCACAGAAUCUACUCCUCCUCUUUUCUCUUUAUUUGGCAGCUACAUAACUGCUUCUGAAGUGUCUUAGGUUCUUUUCACAAGUGACUAUAUUUUUUUAAUCUACUGUGUGAAAGUA
Messenger RNA from Cariama cristata (Red-legged seriema), 1704 nucleotides. It is a transcript of the gene GALNT12, whose product is annotated as polypeptide N-acetylgalactosaminyltransferase 12. Lineage: Eukaryota; Metazoa; Chordata; Aves; Cariamiformes; Cariamidae. Gene Ontology annotation, cellular component: Golgi apparatus. The annotation marks the transcript as partial. The transcript is spliced from 9 exons. The record is from RefSeq and is a predicted model, not a curated record.